Molecule: messenger RNA, 1110 nt
Organism: Lobosporangium transversale
Lineage: Eukaryota; Fungi; Mortierellomycota; Mortierellomycetes; Mortierellales; Mortierellaceae
Product: hemolysin-III related-domain-containing protein
Exons: 2
Coding region: 1-1110 (369 amino acids)
Cellular component (GO): membrane
Molecular function (GO): signaling receptor activity
Source: RefSeq, a predicted model, not a curated record
AUGUUCGAGAAGGUCGACCGUCGGGCGAUUUUGGACUAUACAAUUGACUCUAUCGAAUCAAGCCGCAAGGCUGCAGUUGAAGGUGCAAAGCAUACCAUCGAUUCUAUCGAAGCUCACAGCAAGGCUGCACUCGAAGGUGCAAAGUAUACUAUUGAUUCAAUUGAGGCUCAUCGUAGGGCUGCAAUCGAAGGCGCAAAACGAUUGCUUCGGUUUGAAGAGCUACCAGAACAGUGGCAAGAGAACAAGCACAUCCUCUCGGGAUAUCGGUUCUUAUCGUCAAAAAAACAGUGCUUCCAAUCCAUCUUUUAUGUCCACAAUGAGUCCGGCAAUAUCUGGACACAUCUUCUUGGAUUCUUUUACUUCCUGACUGUCGGCAUCUAUUUUUUUUCUGGAACCAACCCCUAUUUCUCAACACCAUCCUCUACACUUGUCCGCAAUCUUCCUUAUAUCCCUCCAGAUGGCUAUGACAAGCUGGUCUUUUUGGUCUUCUUCUUGGCAGUGUACAAGUGUCUGCUCAUGUCCUCGCUCUGGCACACCUUUGCUCAAAUUGCUCAUGAGGGCACAAUGAAAUGCAUGGCCUGUUUGGACUAUGUAGGCAUCUCUGUUCUGAUUGCUGCCAGUGUUGUUGUAACAGAGUACUAUGGCUUCUACUGUGAAUCUUUAUUCCGCCACAGUUACAUUGCUGCCACUGCGCUGUUUGGCGUCGCCGGUGUUGUUAUUCCAUGGUUCCCAUGGUUCGAUCAGAAAGAGACACGCUGGCUUCGAAUUACAUUCUUCAUCUCGAUGGCAGCAUCCGCGUUACUGCCUGUCUUCCAUCUCAUAUUGAUUCAUGGCGCAGGAACGACACUCGAAUGGAUCUUUCCCUUGCUUAAAUCCUUGGGCUCAUAUGCCUUGGGAGUUUUUGUUUAUGCUAAUCAAUAUCCGGAGAAAUUGUUCCCUGGACGGUUCGACCAUUUCGGCUCUUCUCAUCAGCUCUGGCAUCUCUGUGUACUGGGUGGUGUCUACUUUCAUUUUACCGCAGCACUUUCGUUCUGGGAGCGGCGGUACGAGUUUGGAUGCCCCUCAGGUUUUGAGGGCAUUGCCCCUGUUGGAGGACUGACACCACUCUAA